AUGACCCUUUCUUUCUCUGAAGAAGAUGCCAGGGGGGUAAUGCAGCCGCAUGAUGAUCCGUUAGUCGUAACAGUGACAGUGGCCAACCAUAUGAUCCAUAUAAUUUUGGUGGACAAUGGAAGCUCGACCGAUGUGCUGUACUGGCCAGUUUUUAAGCAAAUGGGUAUCGAUCGUGAUAGGAUCACACCAUUUAGCUCUCCCCUAGUUGGAUUUGCAGGAGAGCAGGUCCAGCCGAUUGGUCUUAUUUCACCCCCUGUAACGGCAGGGACAACACCUAAGCAGAAAACUGUGAUGGUAAAUUUCCUGGUUAUUGACCGACCAGGUGCCUACAAUGCCAUUAUCAGUAGACCUGCUUUGAAUAAGUUGAAGGCCGUAACUUCAACAUACCAUUUGAUGAUGAAGUUCCCGACGGAAGGAGUCGGAGAAGUGAAGGGGGAUCAGACCCAAGCGAGAAGAUGUUACAAUACGUCUCUCAAGAGGGUCUCGGAUCCGACUCCUAUUGUAAUUGGUACAGUAGGUAGUAAUAACAGGAAUGACCCAAAGGGAGAGCCAGCUAAACCUCUGGAAGAUGUGGUAGUAAGUGGAGACAAGACUUUGAAGAUUGGGACACAACUCAGUCCCAGAAUCCGAGACGACCUUAUCACCUUCUUAAGAGGGAAUUUAGAAGUUUUCGCAUGGACUCAUAAAGAUAUGCUAGGAAUUGAUCCUGAAGACAUCCUCCACCAGCUAAAUGUGGAUCCGAGUGUGAAGCCGAUGAAGCAAAAAAGAAGAAAAUUCGCUCCUGAGCGGAAUGUGGCCAUACCUGAAGAAGUGGAGAAGCUUCUCAAAGCUCGUUUCAUCGAAGAAGUAUAUUAUCCCGAUUGGUUAGCCAAUGUAGUAUUGGUCAAAAAAUCCAAUGGGAAGUGGAGAAUGUGCGUGGAUUUCACUGACCUCAAUAAAGCUUGCCCAAAAGACAGUUUUACAUUACCUCGCAUUGAUGCAUUGGUGGACUCAACAGCUGGAUAUGGCUUACUCAGCUUCAUGGACGCCUUCUCUGGUUACAAUCAGAUAUACAUGCAUCCAGAAGACUACGAGAAAACUGCGUUCAUAACUGACCGAGACCUAUACUGUUACAAAGUCAUGCCCUUCGGUUUGAAGAACGCAGGAGCAACCUACCAGAGGCUGGUAAACAAGAUGUUCCGAGACCAAAUCGGACGCAAUAUGAAAGUGUACGUCGAUAACAUGCUAGUCAAGAGUGUGCUGUCACGGGGCCAUGUACUCGAUUUGCAAGAGACGUUCGCAACCUUGAAGAAGUACGAGAUGAAGUUGAAUCCCUCAAAGUGUGCAUUCGGAGUUUCAUUAGGAAAGUUCCUCGGUUACAUGGUGUCCAGCCGAGGAAUAGAAGCUAAUUCUGAAAAGAUACAAGCUGUCUUGGAUAUGCAGUCUCCAAAAAACUUGAAGCAGCUCCAGCAAUUGACAGGAAGGGUAGUGGCACUGAAUCGGUUCAUUUCACGAUCGACCGAUAAGUGUCUUCCGUUUUUCAAAGUCUUGCGAAAGACCUUUGAAUGGGCAAACGAAUGUGAAGAAGCCUUCGAACAGCUAAAAGAGUAUCUAAUGAGCCCUCCUUUGCUGAGCCAGACAAUACCUGGGAGUGCUGCAUUAAUCCGAGAAGAAGAAGGAAUUCAAAAGCCUAUAUACUUCAUAAGUAGAGCUUUGAGAGGCGUUGAAGAAAGAUAUCCCCAGAUGGAGAAACUGGCUUUCGCCUUGGUUAUAGCAUCCAGGAAGCUCCGACCUUACUUCCAAGCUCAUACUAUCAGGGUAUUGACUGAAUACCCUUUAAAAAAAGUACUAAGAAAGCUAGAUCUGUCGGGAAGAUUAGCUAAUUGGGCUAUAGAGCUAGGAGAAUUCAACAUUGAGUUUCUCCCUCUGAAUUCUCUCAAGGGCCAGGUACUGGCUGAUUUUCUGGCAAAAUUCACUAGUUUGCCAGACGUCACCAGCUGGCCAAGUGAUGAGACCUGGGUAAUUUAUGUAGAUGGAUCAUCUACUAAGAAGCAUGGUGGAGUUGGGAUAGUAAUGAUCACACCCGAUGGGGAAGAAUUGUGUAAUUCAGUGAAGUUGAAGUUUAAAACCACAAAUAACGAGGCCGAGUACAAGGCAGUCUUGGCAGGACUCGGUUUAGCUCUUGAAAUGGGAGCCAAAUUUGUGAAAAUACGGAGUGAUUCCCAGGUCGUCGUAGGACACAUCCGAGGCGAAUUUGAAGCCAAGGGAGACAAAAUGAAGUUAUACUUAUCUAAAGUACAAGACCUGCGAAGUUUGUUCAAUAAAUUCAGCAUUGUGAAAGUUCCGAGGCCGAAAAAUGAGAGAGCAGACCAAUUGGCCCGAAUAGCCUCAACAGCUAACGAAGAGAUGAAAGCCGAAACUCAUAUCCAAAUUCUUCCACAAUCAUCCGUUACCGAGACAGUGUCGGUCUCGACAGCCGAGACCAUACCCGAUUGGCAACUGAAAAUCGUGGAAUACCUGAAAAGAGGAGUACUUCCUUCAGAUAAAAAACUGGCUAUCCGGUUGAAGCUUCGAAUAAGGAACUAUUAUUCGUCUCCAGGGCACCCUCAAGCUAAUGGACAGGUAGAGGCUACCAACAAAACAAUCUUCAAGAUUUUGAAAAAGAAGCUAGAUGAUCGAAAAGUUAACUGGGCGGAAGACCUUCCCGAAGUAUUAUGGGCAUACGGAACAACCAAGAGAAUUCCAACCGAGGAGACGCCAUAUGCCUUAGCAUUUGGGACCGAGGCAGUCAUUCCAGCCGAGGUAGGCUCGGGCAGCAAUCGUGUAGAGACCUUCAGAUCCGAGACGAAUAACGAGGGUUUACAGCUACACUUGGACUUGCUACAAGAAAAGCGGGAUCAAGCCCAGGUGACUAUGGCAGCAUACCAGGCAAAAGUGACUCAAUAUUUCAAUAGGAAGGUCAAGCCUCGAAGCUUCAAAGUGGGAGACAUGGUCCUACGUAAAGCUACUCUGGCAACCAAGGACCCUGCUGAGGGAAAACUGGCCCCUAAUUGGGAAUGA
Corylus avellana is the source of this 3039-nucleotide messenger RNA. NCBI's taxonomy places the organism in Eukaryota, Viridiplantae, Streptophyta, Magnoliopsida, Fagales, Betulaceae. The record is from RefSeq and is a predicted model, not a curated record.